Lethenteron reissneri (Far Eastern brook lamprey) is the source of this 2912-nucleotide messenger RNA. RefSeq names its product high affinity cAMP-specific and IBMX-insensitive 3',5'-cyclic phosphodiesterase 8B-like. Lineage: Eukaryota; Metazoa; Chordata; Hyperoartia; Petromyzontiformes; Petromyzontidae. Gene Ontology annotation, biological process: signal transduction. Gene Ontology annotation, molecular function: 3',5'-cyclic-nucleotide phosphodiesterase activity. The record is from RefSeq and is a predicted model, not a curated record.
UAAUACCCCUCGUCCCCGUCCUCCUCACCUUGCACGCCCCUCCUCCCCCUCGCCCCCCCAGGGCGGCCUCGUCGGUGUUCACGGCGCUGGCGAACUGCCAGGACGCGGUGGAGGUGACGAGCGAGGAGCACCUCAUCCAGUACGUGAACCCGGCGUUUGAGCGCAUGAUGGGCUACAGGAGCGGGGAGCUCGUGGGCCGCGAGCUCACAGAGCUGCCCAAGAGCGACAGAAACCGCGCGGAUCUCCUCGACACCAUCACCUCCCGCAUCAAGAAGGGCAAAGAGUGGCAGGGCAUCUACUACGCGAGGCGUAAGAACGGCGACACGGUCAAGCAACAAGCGAAGAUCAUCCCGGUCACGGGGCAGGGCGGGAAGAUCCGUCACUACGUGGCGAUAAAGCGUCCGUGCGGGGACAAGCGCAAGCAGGGGGCGAGCGACACGGGGAGAGACGAGCGACUCCCAGGGGAUGCAGAGCCCCACUCCCAGCGGCACAAGGAGCGCAGGACGGGCUCCUUGGACAUCCGCUCGGUGACCUCCCGCGGCAGCGACGGCAGCCUCCAACAGCCGAGGCGGAACUCCUCGAUGGCGCGGAUUCACUCCAUGACGAUAGAGGCUCCCAUAACCAAGGUCAUUAACAUAAUUAAUGCGGCCCAGGAGAGCAGCCCGGGCUCGGUGUCCGAGGCCCUGGACCGGGUGCUGGAGAUCCUGCGCAGCGCGGAGCUCUACUCCCCACAGCUUGCGGACGCGGCGCCAAACCCCCACACCGACCCGCACACCAGCGACCUGCUCGGGGGACUCGUCACGGACGGACUCCGCAGGCUCUCGGGGAACGAGGUCAUCCUCAACAAGAGCUCCAGCCAGCACGUGGCCCCCGCGCUGGCGCUGACCGCGUGCCUGGGCGACGCGCCGCCCUGCGUGGCGUUCAUCCUCGACGCGGAGGAGACCUGGGACUUCGACAUCUUUGAGCUCGAGAGCAGCACGCACAAGAGGCCGCUCGUGUACCUGGGCCUCAAGGUGUUUGCGCGCUUCGGGGUUUGCGACUUCCUCGGCUGCUCGGAGGCGACGCUGCGCGCCUGGCUGUCCCUCAUCGAGGCCAACUACCACUCGAGCAACUCGUACCACAACUCCACGCACGCCGCAGACGUGCUGCACGCCACCGCAUACUUCCUGCGCAAAGAGCGGGUCAAGAGCUGCUUGGACCAGGCAGACGAGGUGGCGGCGCUCAUCGCGGCCACGGUGCACGACGUGGACCACCCGGGGCGCACCAACUCGUUCCUGUGCAACGCGGGCAGCGAGCUGGCGGUGCUCUACAACGACACGGCCGUGCUGGAGAGCCACCACGCGGCGCUCGCCUUCCAGCUGAGCACGCGCGAACGCGCCGCCAACAUCUUCCGCAACAUGGACAGGAGCGAGUUCCGCACGCUGCGCCAGGCCAUCAUCGACAUGGUGCUGGCCACGGAGAUGACCAAGCACUUCGAGCACGUCAACAAGUUCGUCAACAGCGUCAACAAGAUGGCUGCGGCCGGGGGCACGGGGGACUCGGUGUCCCUGAAUGGGAGCAGCAGCGAGGAUGACUCGGGUGGGGGGCCGGGCCCCCCGAGCACCCCCGAGAUGCGCCUCCUCGUCAAGCGCAUGCUCAUCAAGUGCGCCGACGUGUGCAACCCGUGCCGCCCGCUCGCGCUCUGCGUCGAGUGGGCCGGGCGCAUCUCGGAGGAGUACUUCGCACAGACGGACGAGGAGAAACGGAAGGGGCUGCCUGUGGUGAUGCCCGUGUUCGACCGCUGCACGUGCAGCGUCCCCAAGUCCCAGAUCUCAUUCAUCGACUACUUCAUCACCGACAUGUUCGACGCGUGGGACGCUUACGCGGAGCUGCCGAACCUCAUGCAGCACUUGAGCACCAACUACCGCUACUGGAAAGCGCUGGACGACCGCAAGCUCAAGUCACUGCGCCCCCCGCCCGAGCAGUGAGCCGGGCAGGGAGAGCGGCGUGAGGCAGCGGCCGCGGCCGUGGGGAUGCUGAGGCCGCCCAGAGGGGUGGACGCGGCGAGCGUUCCUGGGCGAACGCCGCCGCCGCCGAAGGAAGGACCUGGAGUCACUUGAACAAAGCUCGGCAGGCCCAGGCCGCCCUGAGCUGUGGGCAGCACCUACCUCCGUGACAUCUUGGGACUGGGCGGAGUUGGGGAGAGGCGCCUUUGGUUUCCCCACGAGCCCCCCACGGCGAGGAGGAAAAGGAGAGGACCCCCGAGGGCGUCCCCCCGGCCCAUGGCCUCCUCUUCCACCACCCCCUCCCCACCGCGUGCCCCCCCCCCCCCCUGCAUCGCGGCUUCGGUGGCCUCCCCACCGCGUGGCCUCCCCCUGACACCCGUGGAAAGAGGACGAGGGCCCAAGAGGCCAUGGGCUGGAGCCCCCCAAUGCGCGUAUACUGAGCCCAACUUCUCUAUAGACUGGAGCACCCUCCGUUUGGAUUGGAGUGCCCCCCCCCCACCCCAGGUCUGCCAUAGAUGGGACCUUGUGGGCCAGCUUGAAGUGGGGGGGGGGGGGGGGUGGCAUGGCACGCACGGGUCCAGGAGAAGGGCUCCUCCGCGUCUUAACUUUCACAGCGAGGGGGUCUCGGGGAGACACGGGGAGACACGGGGGACCCCAGGAAGAAACAAGGGGCAUGGGGACCCUGCUGGGCAGACACGGAGACCCUGAGGAGAACCAGGGACCCUGGGGCAUAGGGACCCUGCUGGGAAGACACGGAGACGUUGCUGGAGAGACACAGGGACCCUGGGGGACGGGGCUCGUGGGCGUCUCUUUGUACGCACACGGCGCAACACACUGGACUGUAACACGGAAUUACGUUGUUGGAGUGUAACGAGAUGUUUUGUACACGACGCCCGCGCCGUAUUGAAAUAAAUGAUACGAACGCUG